AAUGGCUGUCCUUGCCAGAUUUGUUCAAUACUUGUCAGAGAGUUGCGUUCAGCUUUUCUAUUCAUUCAGAUCCGGUUGUAUCGUAAAAUCUUCUAUUUUUCUUAACACUGAGAAGAACAGAAUGGCCAACUUUUUAAAGACGGAGGACCAGAUGAAGAUCAGCGAGAUUGUCGAGAAACUGGUCAAGCAAAAUUCCAAACGCUACACUAACGACGAUGCCUACUUCGAUCUGCCAUGCUGUUCCCGGGACAUAUCGCUGAGUUGUCCGGAGAUGUCCGGCAUCCAGGCUGUUUGCGCCUUCGAGUCCAUGGUCCCUCAAGCCGGAUCCCCAUACACUUACCGCGUUGGCCAACUGCUGAACAUUGGGCGUCUGGUGGCCCACCGCAUGGUGGAUUCCGAUGGCAACAGCAAUGUGUCUCUCAACCGCGACCAGUUGAACGAACGUCUGCGAUCCGCUGGAAUCUACCACAAUCGCCUGGGCAAACCCUGCGGACUUCUACCUGAAACGGAAAACGGUGGUCGUGGCGACACCGAUCCCGGCAAGCGCAAUCCCAAUCUACCGACAGCUUGAAGGCUUCCCCUCCAGUUUUAAUCUAAUUGAAUCACACAAAUCACGGCGAAAAUUUGAUUGAGCUCGUGAGCGAGCUUUGGCUGUAAACACUUUCAUCCUGAUUUAAAUAAUAACAUUUAAAUACUAAAUAGGA
This is a messenger RNA of Drosophila ficusphila, 704 nucleotides long. RefSeq lists its product as uncharacterized. The record is from RefSeq and is a predicted model, not a curated record. Lineage: Eukaryota; Metazoa; Arthropoda; Insecta; Diptera; Drosophilidae. The coding region runs from base 2 to 571 and encodes 189 amino acids. The transcript has 2 exons.